Messenger RNA from Diatraea saccharalis (sugarcane borer), 2598 nucleotides. The record is from the annotation of a GenBank genome assembly. NCBI's taxonomy places the organism in Eukaryota, Metazoa, Arthropoda, Insecta, Lepidoptera, Crambidae.
AUGGAGGAAGAAGACGACGAAAGAAAGAAUAGGAGGCCAAACCUCGCGACCUUCAGCUCGCUGAAUGCUCGCAUUGUUCACUCAUCAUUAGAGGAGGGCACGAUCCAUCAACAAACGUCUGCCGAAUCCAACGAAGCGAACACAUGCUCAAGUAUUUCGACAGCCCAGUAUAGUGACAGAAGUUUUAUGUCAAAAAUUAGUACACUUUCUCGAAGCGGCACUUCGAGCUCGAGCCAGGAGGAAUGCGAGAUGGCUCAUACUACCGUUACUAGUGGACAAUAUCUAUCAGCAGCUCGGGUAGAAACCGCUCGGUCUAUGGAAAGUCUCCGUCCAAGUAAAGAUACGUCUCCAGCGCGACCAGCAAGCUCUUGUACGUCAGUUAGAACGCACAGAAGUUCUUUCUUGACUGCAAGCGAGCGUGAUGUGAGGGAGGCACGUGGUGCGCCGGCUCGGCGUGCACUAUCAGGCGAAGAUAUGGGUAAUGCGGAAAAACGGCGUGGUUUAUUCGCUAGUACUGAACGGCGGGCAUUACAGCAACUUAGUUUGCCUCCUCCAGAGCGCAGGCUAACCAUUCUCAGCCCACAUAGUCCGAUGGCGAUUACUGAACUGCAGUGGCCCACUCCGACAGGUAUAAGGGGCCGACGGAAAAAGGGGAUGGUCCUUCCCAAACUGAUAUUACCACGCAGUGAUUCAGAUGGCUCGGAGGUAUUUUUUGAAAGCUUCGAUGUGGAAAAUGGAGGAGGCGUUGGGGGAGGCGCAGGGGGGGCGCGAUCCCCCCUCGAGGGCGGCUCGCCGUCCACAGCGCUCGUCCUCCAGGCCAUGCCGCAGCGCCGCGAGUCAUUCCUCUACCGCUCCGAUUCCGACUUCGAGAUGUCGCCCAAGUCGAUGUCGAGGAACAGCUCGAUCGCCAGCGAAAGCCAUGGCGAAGACUUGAUCGUGACGCCGUUCGCCCAGGUCUUAGCCAGCCUGCGCAGCGUCCGUAACAACUUCCUCUGUCUUACCAAUGUUCCAGUUGCCAAGUCACGACGAUCGUCUGGAGCAGCCACCGCUGUUACACCACAACCAAAGAAUUUAAAUCCAGGAGACGAAGCUUAUAUGAAGAUGGCACUGGAGACUGUCGAAGAGUUAGACUGGUGUCUCGACCAGUUGGAGACCAUACAAACUCACCGAUCUGUCUCCGAUAUGGCUUCGCUCAAGUUCAAGAGAAUGCUGAACAAGGAGCUGAGUCAUUUUUCGGAGUCGAGCAAGUCUGGCAACCAAAUCUCAGAAUACAUCUGUUCAACAUUUUUGGACAAACAACAAGAACUGGACCUACCGUCAUUGCAAGUGGAUGAGGGUUCAGAACGUCAAACUAAAAAGAAGGAAAAACCACGCGCUGGCGGACCAGCCACUACAAUGUCACAAAUAUCUGGUGUCAAAAGAUCACUCACACACACCAAUAGCUUCACCGGUGAGCGUGUCCCAAGAUAUGGUGUGGAGACUCCUCAUGAGGAAGAGUUAGGCAGGCAGUUGAACGAAUUGGAUCGCUGGGGCGUCGAUAUCUUUCGCAUCGGCGAUCUCUCUUGUGGCAGACCGCUGACAGCCGUCGCCUACGCUGCCUUUAACUCCAGGGAACUUCUGUCUACGCUACAGAUACCACCACGGACGUUCUUAGCAUUCGCCGUGACACUUGAAGAGCACUAUGUCCGUGACAAUCCUUUCCACAAUUCACUCCAUGCAGCGGACGUUACACAGUCCACGCACGUACUACUUAAUACGCCGGCUUUGGACGCCGUGUUCACUCCACUCGAGGUGUGCGCUGCAUUGUUUGCAGCUUGUGUUCAUGACGUAGACCAUCCUGGACUAACUAAUCAAUUUCUCGUAAACUCUAGCUCUGAACUCGCUCUAAUGUAUAACGACGAGUCAGUACUUGAAAAUCACCACCUAGCAGUUGCAUUCAAAUUACUACAAAACGAGGGCUGCGAUAUAUUCAUAAAUUUACAUAAGAAACAGAGACAGACAUUGAGAAAGAUGGUCAUCGACAUGGUACUCUCGACAGACAUGUCCAAACAUAUGAGCUUACUGGCUGACCUGAAGACCAUGGUAGAAACAAAGAAAGUGGCUGGAAGUGGAGUAUUAUUACUAGAUAAUUACACAGAUAGAAUACAGGUAUUGGAGAAUCUCGUUCAUUGUGCUGACUUAAGCAACCCUACUAAGCCUUUACCUCUGUAUAAGAGAUGGGUAGCUCUGCUUAUGGAGGAAUUCUUCCAGCAGGGAGACCGUGAGAGAGAGCAGGGCAUGGAUAUCAGUCCUAUGUGUGAUAGGCACAAUGCAACAAUAGAAAAGUCUCAGGUCGGUUUCAUAGACUACAUUGUGCAUCCGCUGUGGGAAACGUGGGCGGAUCUGGUACAUCCCGACGCCCAAGACAUUUUGGACACGCUAGAAGAAAAUCGCGAUUACUACCAAAGCAUGAUACCUCCGUCGCCGCCACCUGCCCCCGUACAAACAUCACAUUCAGUGCCAGAUGAAGAUCGUCCCGAACAAAUAAGGUUUCAAGUAACACUAGAAGAGGGCGAAGGUUCAGAAGAAUGCGAGGGCGAGGGUGACGGUGGGAUGUGA